AUGCUGUUGAGGACAGGUAUCUUGGCGGCUUUUGCGAUAGUGGCAGGGGCAGAGUCAAUUUUUGAUAUAAAUUCAACGGCACUCACCCAGUGGCUCGCUACAACGCCAAAAUGCUCGACGUCAUGCUUCUCCGAGCCACUCUCAUCCGGAAGAUGCCAACUUAACGGAAUUGCGAAAUGCGCCUGUACGAACGACGAAAUCCAACUUCGAGUCUCUACUUGUGUACAGCUAUCCUGUGACUUUCCUGAUCAAGUCGAGGCUUCACGAAAGUCCCAGAUUCUGUGUUAUGAAUACCCAAAUAAUAACCAAAAGGGAAAUGCUCCUCUAUAUGCUAUCGCGCUACCUUCUAUCACAUCGGUCAUUGUAUUAUUAAGAUGUUUCGCUCGUUGGAUCGUUGCCCGUCAGUUGUGGUGGGACGACUAUGUCACAUUACUGGCCUUGGUCUUACUUGGUGUUCUUUCAGCAUGUGGUUUGGCCAUCGUUGCUCUGGGGUUUGGGAAGCAUUACUGGGCCAUCAACCCCGAUUCAGCAAAGACGCUUCUACAGUCGUUCUACGUUAUGCAAAUUUUUUAUGUUCUUUUGAAUGUUACCGCAAAAAUCGCAAUCUGCUGUUUUUACAUCCGAAUUUUCCCCAAACAACGAUUCCAGCUGGUUACGAAGGCCGUUAUCGGUCUGCUUAUCGUCCGCGGUCUUGUUAUCGUCUUCCUAAUCUCGUUUCAAUGCGUCCCGAUUACUGCGAUCUGGGAUAAGUCGGCUCAAGGAAAGUGUCUUAACCUGACGGCUAUCGGGUAUGCGGGUGCUGCCGCUAGUAUUACCGAGGAUGUGGUAUUACUUAUUAUGCCGAUCCCAGAGCUUCUACAUUUACAGCUUGGCCUGAAGAAGAAGCUGGGCCUAGUCCUUAUGUUCUGUCUCGGCUCCUUUGGGUGCAUUGCAAGCAUCGUUCGACUAAAGUACCUGGUCUCUUUUGCAUAUAGCUUCGACCCAACAUGGGACAACUCAGACAUCAUCAGCUGGAGUGGCAUCGAGGUCAACGUUGCUAUCAUUUGCGGUAGCUUGCCAGCAUUGCGGGUCCUGUUUCAGUAUCUACCAAACCCUUUUACCACAAGUGAGAAAGCUGGAAGUGAGAGUAUUCACUCUCUGCAAAGAGUAACAGAACAAGAAUUAAGUAAGGCUUGA
Molecule: messenger RNA, 1176 nt
Organism: Colletotrichum scovillei
Lineage: Eukaryota; Fungi; Ascomycota; Sordariomycetes; Glomerellales; Glomerellaceae
Exons: 9
Coding region: 1-1176 (391 amino acids)
Source: RefSeq, a predicted model, not a curated record